Molecule: messenger RNA, 2345 nt
Organism: Rhinolophus ferrumequinum (greater horseshoe bat)
Lineage: Eukaryota; Metazoa; Chordata; Mammalia; Chiroptera; Rhinolophidae
Gene: FITM1
Product: fat storage inducing transmembrane protein 1
Exons: 2
Coding region: 1440-2318 (292 amino acids)
Biological process (GO): phospholipid biosynthetic process; lipid storage; lipid droplet organization
Cellular component (GO): endoplasmic reticulum membrane
Source: RefSeq, a predicted model, not a curated record
AAUCCACUGGAAACUAUGUCCUUUGCAACUUUUAAAAUUACUAUGAAAAAUUUUUUGUUGACUUAAAAAUGUAUGAGGGUUCUAUAGGUAUUCGUGUAUAGGGUCCAUGAGCAGAAAUUAGGCUGAAGGAUGGGCUUCAGGAUCUGGAAGGAACCUGAUUGAUUAAUCCAUCUUGAUCAGUUUGCAGAGGAGGGCACUGAGGACCAAGGAGAGUGAGUUGAUUUUCCCAAAGUCACAUAGUUGGGCCCAGAACUCAGGUAUCCUUAAGUUCAUUCCUUUCACUACUUCGCAGGCCUCCACUGUGCUCUGAAAUCCCACCACCAAUUUUGAGGAAUGAGGAAGACAAAAAGGGACUGCAAAACAGUUACUGAAUAAUAGGGACAUCUCUUGGGUAGGUUGCACUCCAUACUGUGGCUCCAGCCCCUGUAGUCAGGCCGAGAAGCUAAGUCUUAGGUAUGGCUGAGCCUAGGGUAAUUGGUUAGAAGACACAGCCUAUGUUUUGAUGGCUGAGGAUUUUUCGUCUAGAUCUCCACCCUGCUUUCGCCAUCACCUAGGAGUAAACCUACUUUUGGGGACUCUGAGAGUCCAACCUAAACCAUCACCAUCUCAUAUAAUAUGCCCUUUUCAGGACACUUGAAUUUCAUCUGUUGGCCAUCAUAAUAAACAUACCAAAGAAGGGCCCCCUUUAGAUCUGAUGUCUUGUGCAUUGCACAACCAUGGUUUACACAGCAGCCCUAGACCCAAGCUAACCCCUCAGAGCUCAGACCAGACAAGCUGGGGCUGCGCCAAGCCCCUGAGGUCCCAGUGCAGAAAAGUGGGUAACCCUGCUGACGUGCUUCCCAGGCCUGAGUUGGAAACAAUGCAGUGCACGGCCAUCUUGCUGCAGGCUCAGUGGUGAGCUCCUGUGCUCAGACCUGAGGAGAGAAGCUGGGCCACGAUGAUGAUGAGGCAGACACAGAUUUUUUUAAAUGACCUCCAAGGUUUGGUUAGUUUUAUGUUCCUGACCCCUGAUCUCCCUGUGGAGCAAACACACAGUAAAAUUGGGGUGGGGUAUGGUUAACUGGCUGACCAGACAGGCAGACCCAAGCAGGCUAUGGACAAAGACAACCCGGAACAGCAGGUCUGGCCCUGAAACAUGAACUAGACCAUGGUUACAGCUUGGGACACAGACCUAGAGAGCCAAGGGGACACAGGGCUAACAGGAAAGGACACGGACCGCAAUAAGGACACACACCCAAGGCUGGGACCCUGCUGACGUGGCACCCCUCCACCCUGGCCCCUUACUGCCCCCCGCCCCUCUCCCCCGCCUACCAGCUGCCAACAGGGCUCUGCUCUGUGUCUGCCACACCUGUCACUGCCUGUCCUUGUGCAGGGGGGGCCCCAUCAGCCCCUCCUCAGCUGCCCAGCAGAGCAAGCAGUUAGUGGGGAGGGGAGGGAACAUGGAGCGGGGGCCGGUGGUGGGGGCAGGGCUGGGGGCCGGGGCCCGAAUCCGGGCACUGCUGGGCUGCCUGGUCAAGGUGCUGCUCUGGGUGGCCUCUGCCUUGCUGUACUUUGGGAGUGAACAGGCUGCUCGCCUCCUGGGCAGCCCCUGCUUACGGCGCCUCUACCAUGCGUGGUUGGCAGCAGUGGUCAUCUUUGGGCCCCUUCUGCAGUUCCAUGUCAACCCUCGGACUAUCUUCGCCAGCCACGGCAACUUCUUCAACAUAAAGUUUGUGAACUCGGCAUGGGGCUGGACAUGCACCUUCCUGGGGGGCUUCGUGUUGCUGGUGGUGUUCCUCGCUACACGGCGCGUGGCAGUGACUGCCCGGCACCUUAGCCGGCUAGUGGUGGGGGCAGCUGUGUGGCGGGGGGCCGGCCGGGCCUUUCUGCUCAUCGAGGACCUGACCGGCUCCUGCUUGGAGCCUCUGCCCCAGGGCCUGCUGCUUCACGAGCUGCCCGACCGACGCAGCUGCCUGGCGGCCGGCCACCAGUGGCGGGGCUACACGGUCUCCUCCCAUACCUUCCUGCUCACCUUCUGCUGCCUGCUCAUGGCUGAGGAAGCAGCAGUAUUCGCCAAGUACCUGGCCCAUGGGCUACCUGCUGGUGCACCCCUGCGCCUCGUCUUCCUGCUCAACGUGCUGCUGCUGGGCCUCUGGAACUUCUUGCUGCUCUGUACCGUCAUCUACUUCCACCAGUAUACUCACAAAGUGGUGGGCGCUGCAGUGGGCACCUUUGCCUGGUACCUCACCUACGGCAGCUGGUAUCAUCAGCCCUGGUCUCCAGGGAGCCCCGGCCAUGGGCUCUUCCCUCGCCCCCACUCCAGCCGCAAGCACAACUGAAAGAAAUAAAGGCACAUUAGGCCUGGC